AUGGCCCAAAUUCUACACACCACCGCUCGUCAACUGGGCGAAGAGGAGAUGUUCAAGCGACUCAACGAGCGCUACCUCCCCAUCACCAGUCACGAAGAUCACCCAGACUACGCCGGCCAGCCGAACCUCCACCUCGACCGAGAUCUAGAGGAAUGGGAAGUGAGGCAGGCGGCCCAGGACCUGAACUGUCGUUCGGCCGCCGGACCCGACAGAGUUACUAACAAAGCUCUACGCAACCUGAGGAAGAGCUACGGCAGCGUGGAGGAAGAAUGGUUCCGCCAGAAAGUAUUCCUUGACAAUCGCUACAUGAUCGCCAAGCACAACGAGCGUUAUGCGCGAGGCCUUGUUUCGUACCAGCUAAAGAUGAACCAGUUUGGAGACAUGUUGCAGCAAGAGUUCGAAGAGCUGGUGGGUAUCGGCGUAAGAGUCGGUGACAAGCCGCUGCGCGCAACGAACGCGUCGACGUUCCUGCCCCCGGAGAACAUGGACGCCCCGCUGCCCAAGGCAGUCGACUGGAGAAGCACUCUUGUCACACCAGUCAAGGAGCAGGGCCAGUGCGGCUCCUGCUGGGCCUUCAGUGCGGCGGGUGCCAUCGAGGGCCAGCAUGCGCGCAAGACCGGCCGACUGGUGGAGCUGAGUGUCCAGGACCUGGUGGACUGCUGCGGAUUGGCCUACGACAACACCGGCUGCAUCGGCGGACUCAUGGACAAUGCGUUCCGCUGUGUCCGAGACCGUGGCGGCAUUGACACUGCGGCCAGCUACCCUUACAUUGCGCAGGACGACCAGUGCAAGUUCAACAGCAGCACUGUUGGAGCCUCGGUGUCCGGCCUGAUGGUUGUGCUGCCACGUAAGGAUGAAAAGAUUUUACAGACAGCCGUAGCCACUGUGGGACCCAUCUCGGGAGCUGUCAACGCCAGGCUGCGGGGCUUCCGCUUUUACUCUAAGGGCGUGUACAGGGACGACUCCUGCACCUUGGGUGAAGUGACCCACGCCGUGCUAAUCGUCGGUUACGGAGUCGCCGACAAUGGGACACCCUACUGGAUCGUUAAGAACAGCUGGGGCAAGAGCUGGGGUCAGGCCGGUUACAUGCUGCUGGCCAAGGAUGCCAACAAUCAGUGUGGAAUCGCCUCCCUGGCCAGCUUUCCGCUCGUCUGAUGAGAGAUCGCCCCGCCCAGCUUGGGAGACCAGACCAGCUACU
Rhipicephalus microplus (southern cattle tick) is the source of this 1198-nucleotide messenger RNA. Its product is annotated as cathepsin L1-like. Gene Ontology annotation, molecular function: cysteine-type peptidase activity. The record is from RefSeq and is a predicted model, not a curated record. Gene Ontology annotation, biological process: proteolysis. Lineage: Eukaryota; Metazoa; Arthropoda; Arachnida; Ixodida; Ixodidae.